AUGCAUUUAAAUUACAACAUCAGUGCAGGAGGGGUGGCUGGAACUGCAGUAGAUCUGAUUUUGUUUCCACUUGACACUGUGAAGACAAGACUGCAAUCAGCAGAAGGUUUCGUCAAAGCUGGUGGCUUCAGAGGAAUAUAUUCAGGGAUUGCUUCAGCCGCAAGUGGUUCUGCUCCAGCAGCUGCUACAUUCUUUUGUACAUACGAACUGACCAAGAAUGUUCUCAAACCAAGGACUUCAUCAAAAAUGUUUCCAUUUGUACACAUGUUUGCUGCAACUCUUGGUGAAGUUGUAUCACUUUUUGUGAGAAAUCCAUUUGAGGUUGUAAAGCAGCGAGCUCAAGCUUAAAUCCACAUGAACAGUGUUCAAGCUCUAAAGUACACCCUUGUACAAGAGGGAGUGCGUGGUUUGUACAGAGGUUACUGGAAUACACUAAUGAGAGAGAUACCAUUUGCACUGAUUCAGUAUCCGCUAUGGGAACUGUUCAAGAGUGUUUGGCAAUGGGAACAAGGCCAUCCGGUGUGGGCGUGGCAAUCAAGUAUCUGUGGUGCAAUUUCAGCUUAUUUGCAGGAGUCACAAUGCGAACGACGUGGAUUUCUCUUGGAGGAGCGGUGUUCUUUGGCUUUUACGAGAAAGCUAAACAAGUUCUCCUGAAUAAGCUUGAAAGCUGAUUGAUAAUUUGCAAUUAUCUCAUUUUGGAUAUCUGAAAAGUGAAUGAACUGAGGCAGCUUUUAAUAUCUAGAUUUAACGAUCCGGACACGGCAGUUAAACAGUGUAAAAGCUUACGACACUUCACACAUAUUUAAUUGAAACCCUAACGAUGCAGGGAAUGGAAAGUUUUCGAUUUGUCGUCACUGUCUUUGUUUCGAAGUUUAGAGAUGUAAUUCCCGUUUGGUAAUUUUAUAUAGUCGCCUUUUUAUUCUUCUUAUUUUUCUAAUAUGGAAAUUUUCGAGUUCGCUGUUAGCAACUACUAGUUUCUCUCUCUCCAGAAUGCUCUUCAAAGCCAGUUUAUACCUUAAAAACAAAAGCAUGUUAUAUAAAAACCAUGCACGUUAGCUUUAAGUGAACUUGCAAAAAAUUCCCUCACUCAGAAACUUUAAGCGUUUCUCGAUUGAGAAUCAGAAGUUAUUACAAAGGUCAAUCAAAACACGGAAGCCAAUGAAAACCCAACAAGCAAAUCGUCUGAAGCGCGGGAAAACGUGCCUGACUAAGUCGCACGUGACCUUUGUUUCCCUUCUGAUUGGUUGAAAGCCGUGGGGUGUGUUUUCUGAACCAAUCACCGAGCGAAGUAAAGCAAAACCAAAGCAAAUCCGGAAUACAUUCGACACUCGAUUAAGAAUUGCUCUUAAGCAACUAUUCUUGAGGCUGGCGACUCUUUUGUGAAUUUAAAACCGCAAAUUUUACAAGCAGAAAUGCAAUUAAAAGUAGUAUGUUACUACUUCUAGAAAAAAAAAAUUGAUAAAAUAAAGAAGCCCGUAUAACUGUUAUCUAUGA
This is a messenger RNA of Stylophora pistillata, 1494 nucleotides long. RefSeq names its product mitochondrial S-adenosylmethionine carrier protein-like. The record is from RefSeq and is a predicted model, not a curated record. NCBI's taxonomy places the organism in Eukaryota, Metazoa, Cnidaria, Anthozoa, Scleractinia, Pocilloporidae.